Manduca sexta (tobacco hornworm) is the source of this 4954-nucleotide messenger RNA. It is a transcript of the gene Tsp26A, whose product is annotated as tetraspanin-5. Gene Ontology annotation, biological process: protein localization to plasma membrane; protein maturation. Bases 165 to 989 code for a protein of 274 amino acids. Gene Ontology annotation, cellular component: membrane. Lineage: Eukaryota; Metazoa; Arthropoda; Insecta; Lepidoptera; Sphingidae. The transcript is spliced from 8 exons. The record is from RefSeq and is a predicted model, not a curated record.
CGUUUUCCUUUCUUUUGUUUGACGGUCGUUCACUCGUCUGUUUUUCGUUGAUUUGGCCGUUCCUGGCCUAGUUUUGCUGAGUUUCAUUCCCAAUUUAUCUCCAAUGUAGUUAUUUAAUCCCUUAUUUUUAUAAUUUGUUGACAUGAUUAAGUGAUCAAUAUAAAAUGCCUGGAAUAAGAAAGUAUCGGCGUGAUACCAGCGAAGUCAGCUGUUGUUUAAAAUAUGUUAUAUUUGGUGUUAAUGUUUUGUUCUGGUUUCUUGGUUUGAUAAUACUGGCUGUUGGUGUGUGGGCAUGGACUGAGAAAGACACUUUCAACAAUUUAUCUAGACUAACCAGUAUAGCUUUGGACCCAGCAUUCUUAUUGAUAUGCAUUGGCACGAUAACAUUCAUAAUUGGGUUCACGGGCUGCGUGGGCGCACUGCGUGAGAACACGUGCUUACUGGCUUGCUAUGCAGUGUUCUUGGCGUUGUUGCUGCUGGCCGAAAUGACGACGGGCAUUUUAUUCUUCGUUUUCAAGGAUUGGAUAAAACUACAUGUUACAACUGGAUUCCAAACAUACAUCACGCAUUACAGAGAGGAUCCCGACCAGCAAAACUUGAUUGAUUGGAUUCAAGAAGAUUGGCUGCAAUGUUGCGGCGUGGAGGGUCCGCGCGACUGGGACCGCAACGCGUACUUCAACUGCUCGAGCGGCGCGGUGGGGUCGCGCGAGGCGUGCGGCGUGCCCUUCAGCUGCUGCCGCAACAAGCCGCAGGACAUCAUCAGGAACAAGCAGUGCGGGUAUGACGUCAGGAAACCUACCUUUAGUUUUGAUGUUGCUAAGAUAAUAUAUGACAGGGGCUGUAUAGAGGCGGCCGAGGAGUGGCUCGACCGAAACCUGUUGACUGUAGCUACAUCCGCUGUUUGUAUCGCUUUUGCACAAAUCCUGGGCAUCUGCUUCGCUCAGAACCUGCGCGCGGACAUAUUCGCGCAGAAGGCGAAGUGGCACUGACAAUCAGCCUCUCCUGCCGCCGUGUGACGUCACCGUCGCGCCGCCGCCCUCUACACCGCGCUCUACUCUUAACUCCGCCCGGGAACCUAACGAGUCACUCCGGGAUAGUCCCUCUUGGCUAAUAAUUAAACAGGUCUCUUCGUGAAUUAAUUCAAGACUAAGGCCCGUGUUCACAAACGUUACUUACAAAAGUACGGAGCAAUGCUGUGAUAAUAAAUCUGAUUUUCAGGACAGCUUUUGCAGUGUGUAAGCGUAGGGACGCAGUGGCUUAUAUUGACAUACAAGUCUACUUUAGUUGGCUGUCGAAAAGUCAAAUAAAACUGGAAAUUACCGUCACUAUGCGUUCGGUCGCACUGUGCGUCCUCAUAGUAUUGUUUGUGAAUAUGGGUGAAAUGGUCACUGGUAGAAUAGCAAUUGUAGUGUUUCUAGGUGACCAGAAUUUUAUAAUGCUGAGGCGGUAGUCUCGAGAAAAAGCAGCGAACGUAAACUCCUGCCAUGGGAAUUAACUGUUAAGUCACUCGAAAUAUUAAGAGUUAAUUUCGAGAUUGCCGUCCCUGAUAAGUGAAAAACGACCGUGAUGUCAGCGAGGUCACAGGGACUACUGGUUUCUAGAUUAUUCCAACGGGCAGUAAUUUUACUUAGAUUAGAUACAGCAAGAAUAAGCCUUUAGAUAUGUAGAUGACUGACUGACUAAAAGGGCAUUUAUGAUGCGAGAAAAGUUUUUGAAUGAUGCCUUACAAUGUCCAUACCCUGCUGUUUUGAAUAAACGAUCCCAAUCGCUUUUUCGAUGUAUCGCUAAAACAGACCAAUCAGAACAAAGUUUGUUUUGACAUUGCAAAUGACUCAUUUUGAUUGGUUUAUUCUUGGCAUCGGAUCGAAGAUUAAGAUCGGGAUUAUUAUUAAAAUGGUAGAUAGAAGCUUAAAUCAUUGUGUUUAAAAAUUUUAACGCGUGUUAUAACUGAAUCGCUUCAAUUUCAUCUCUUACUAUUCCCAGGCUAUCUCAUGAAAUUUCUUGCUACUUGGAUAAUUCUUCGACUUUCCCUACCCUUACAUCUGUCAAAGUGAAUUUUAUAAAAUGUUAUUAAAUUGUUAAGAUAGUCCAGUAUCUAAAUAUCUAUAGAGACGGUCAGUUUUAAAAUUAAAAUACGAUAUAAAUCAUCUUUACCUUUGAUAGUGAUACUUGGAUACAAUAAAUCGCUAGAUUGACUAAAACCUUGACGUUAUAAUAUACAUUAUAUAUGGCAUAUUUUUAAAUAAAACUGAUACAAACGGAGCCAUAACUCAACAAUCCAAAAAAACUGAACUUACACCUUAAAUAUGGAAACAAAAAUCCUUUUUCAGUAUAUACAAUUUUAUAUCAAAAUUAAUUUUAAAACUGAUUGGAUUUUAUAGUGAAGUGUUCAAAAAUUCGCCAAUAUUAGCCUUAAUGGGAGCUGUGAGAUGAAUCUAGAAAGAAAUUAGUAUUAUAAAGUUACAGCCACAUUGUAUAUAGGAUUGUUACGCUGUGUAAAAGUCGAUGCAUUUCUGCCAAUAGAAUGAAAAAAAGUUAUCAAUAAGAUCAAUGAUAACUUGUUUUUACGUGUUUUGAAAAUAAUAAAGGUGGUUAAAAAUUUCUUACGAUUUAGCAACGAUUUAAUAAUAACCAGGUGUUCAUUUCAAUCGAUAUGAUACGAUAUGCAAAAUCGACAAUAACACACUAAAAAUGGAGAGUAAAAAAUGCAAUCUUUAAAUCUAUAAAAUACUAAUUUAAAAGAAUUAUUUUGAUAUUUUUAAGUUGUAAAAAUCGAUACUAUUGAUAUCGAUUAAUAAUUUGGAAUCGAUAUAUCGAUUAUAACGUACAAGAGUGACAAUCCUAAUGUAGAUUUAUAGAUAGUAUUAACUGAUGUAGAUCUAAACUGCCUGUUAAAGUAAAGCGCAUAGAGGUCGAGUGUCGAGCUGCAGGAGAAUAAUGGUUGACAAUAUUUAAGUUACAUUAUAGUUAAAAAAGUAUAUUUUACUAUUAUUAUAGGCAAUACUCAUUUAUCCGUUCUGAUGUAAGUUAGAAGCCAUAACGAUUAACGAGUUAUCGAAUAAUGAGGAAAUGUUAAUUGAAUCUCAUCCCUAAUGCAAGAAGAUUCAGUAACAAAAAACAUAUAAAUGAGAUUUUUGAAAAUUCUCCGUGUAAGUAAAUGUAUUUUUGUAACAGUAUUGAUAUUGUACACAACUGUUCAAUUUGAAGAUAACUCGUUUAUCGACUUAGAAUAGGAAUUAAUAAUUUGGGGCGUGUGCGUUUUUAUACAAUUUUUUGCCCUGGAAUUUACUGUCCGAUGAGAUACAUUGCCAGAGUUUACUUAAUAGUGACGAAUAACAAAUCAAUAUGCUGUAUUGACGUGAAAUUAAAACGUGAAAAAUUCUUUUUGCACAAGUUAGAUUUAGUAUAAUUUUAAUUGUAAUCUGGUUUUCGUAUUUUUUUUUACUUUGAAAUCUCUAAUUGAAUCAUCAAUAUUAACAUUCCUUAAAGUGUUCGUUUGUCGUUUACUAAUAUUUUUAUAAUUUUUCUGUCCAAUUUUUUGUAUAAUAUAUAUGAUGUCUUGUUUUAAAAUCCUAUUGAAGUAUUAUAAUGAAUUUAUUAUGUUCCACUAGUGUUGCAGAUUUGAUGCUCUAUUGGCAUAUUUUGAAUCGCAAGAAAAUAAUAAUACAACUAUAUUUUUGCACUAUACAUUUAUUUUUAUGCUACACUCGAAUUUAUUUUUUGCUUAGGCUAAUUUUAUUGAGAAAAUGUUUAUACGGAUUUGUGCCACGAUGUUAAAGAAGUAGGUAAUUUUAGCGUAUUUUUUUCUUUGGUACUUCUACAUAAUAUAUCUUAAUAUAUAAAAGUACUAUUAUAACGAGAACUCUUACACGAGCCUCUUGAUCUCACUGUCUACGCCAUUCAAUCGAGUAAAGGGCAAAUUUAAUCCACAAUGUUGAUAUACUGAGUUGAAAUAGAUUAUAUUCUCCUUAGCUCUGAUUCCUCAUGUCACACGCUAUUUUGACAGUCCAUAACGUAUAGCCACGAUUAUGAGAAUUGAAAAUUGCAUUCAGCCAAAGGUGGCCUUAGGGAAGGUGGACCGCGCAAUCAUCCGGGGUGCCUUGGGUCUAUUUUACUAUCUUACCCGUGAAAUUGGUAAUAUCGGGGAACAUUCGUUUGCUCCGACCGGGGCUUUACGUCGUGUUGUUUUUACUUUGCCUGGGGCCUCACGUCCUUUACGCCACUGUAGGAUAGCAAAUGUUACGAAAAAAACGGAACAUGGUCAGAGAAUAAGGCUCCUGGAUGUUAUACGCAGAAAGUACUAAAAUUACCUACUUCUGAUAAUAGAUUGUCAAAAGGAAUUAAGAAAUGCGCAAAAUAGUACUGGAAUUUAUAAGCUAAUGUUGGCUUCAUUAGACGCAACAUGUUGUUAAUGUUAUGCGGAAUUUGCUGAUUGUACAUUAUUUAAAAUAAUUUAUUUAUUAUAAAUUUAAGAAUAUUUACGCAGUGUGUGGUUUCUAUGGUGUCUUAUUUUAUUUUGAAUUAUCACUUAUUAUAAAGAAAAUGGUGUGGUAAAAUGCUUUUUAAAAUAAUUAAUACAACUUUUUAUACAAUUAUGAUGUUUACGUGAAAUAUGGCGUUAAAACUUAACAUUACAUUUUGAGCACACAAAAUAUAAUUUUACGGUUUCUGCUUUAACAUUAUAUAAGUAAACAAUCAGCAAGUUUUGCUACCGACGGUGCCUUUAUUUGCUGUUGUAAAAAUAUACAUAUUUAAAUUAUUAUGAAACAAUGAAAUUAUUUUUCUGAUAUUAAAAAGUAUUUUGUAAUUUUAUAACGUUAUGUUCGCUUUUAUUAGACGUUAGAGAUUGUAUACUAGUUAAACAGAUUUGUAUUAAAACGUAGUGUAGACAUUUAUAUUAUUUCUUUAUAAAUGACUUAAUAUUUUACAUACAAUAAAAAAAUGGUAACGCAAA